Messenger RNA from Macrosiphum euphorbiae (potato aphid), 2109 nucleotides. Lineage: Eukaryota; Metazoa; Arthropoda; Insecta; Hemiptera; Aphididae. The record is from the annotation of a GenBank genome assembly.
AUGACUACUGCUGCCAAAAUUUUUACAAAAUUACAACUAAGAGAAACAAAGAACAAACCAAAAGGACGUCGUUUUACAUUAGACGAAAAAUUAUUAAGUUUGUCCUUGUAUAAGCAAAGUCCAAAAUCAUAUAGAUUGCUGUGUAAGAUGUUUGUUCUGCCUUGUAAACGAACACUUUCUACAAUGAUGUCAUUAAUCCCAAUAAGUACUGGGAUAGAUCAGAGAAUGCUGAACGUACUAAAAAUUAAUGUUCAAAAACUUAAACCUCAACACAGGUUUUGCUCAAUUGUUUUUGACGAAGUUAGUAUAAAUCCAAAUUUGAAUUUUAAUAAUAGUGAGGGAAGAAUUUAUGGUUUUGAAGACAAUGGGUCAACACAAACUCAACAAUUUGCUGAUCAUGGCUUAGUGUUUAUGGUACGUGGAAUUGUCAAAAACUUCAAACAACCUAUUUGUUAUUCAUUUUGUAAAAGUACAACAAAUAGAUAUGAUUUAGCUAAUCAAAUUCGAGAGGUAGUUCGAGCGGUACACUUAACUGGAUUGAAUAUAAUAUCAAGCAUUUGUGAUCAAGGAGCGACCAAUACAGCAGCUAUUAAUAUUCUUAUGAACGACACCAAAGCACGUUAUUUAAGGAAGAAUGAAUCAUUCUAUGGUGAUUUCUAUGAAAUAGAAUGUGAAUCUGAUGUAGUUAAAAUUUUUCACUUGUAUGAUACACCACACCUUUUGAAAGGAAUCCGUAACAAUUUGUUGACAAAAAAUGUAAUAUUUAAUGUUGAUGGUGAAAAAUUAGCUCAAUGGAGUGAUAUAUUGAAGCUAUAUGAAUUGGACAGCAACAUAGAAGAUGUUAAAAUGUUGCCUAGGUUGACUAGACAACAUGUCAUACCUACAGAAAUUCCGAAAAUGAAAGUUAGAAAUGCUGCUCAAGUGUUUAGCCAACGAGUUUCAUCCAUUAUGGCAUUCUUAGCAACUCAAAAUAUUCUUGGAGAUACAGCUGGAGACACUGCAAAAUUUUGUUUAUUUUUUGACAAAUUAUUCGACUCAGUUAAUGGAAACUUUGAUAAAGUAGUUGAUGGAAAGAUUUAUAGAACAGGAGUAAAAAAAAAUUCUCCUCAUCACAAAUUGUGGGAAGAGUCUUUGAAAGUUUUGAGUACCAUGAAAUUUGUGAAUCCUUCUACUAACAAACCAUGUACUCCACAACCACCUACAUUAAAGAAUUGGAUUAAAACUAUUAGAAGUUUUCAAAAUAUAUUCAAAACAUUGAAUGACAACGGUAUUAAGGUAUUGUUGCCAAGGCAUUUGAACCAAGAUGCUUUGGAGAAUUUAUUCGGUGCAAUACGGGCUUUGGGAUAUAGAAAUAAUAAUCCGACAUGCGAAAUGUUUGCCUCAGCAUACAAGACCUUACUCCUCAACAACCUAAUGUCAGCACAUUCUCCAGGUAGUAACUGCGAAGAAGAUUUCUCAGGUGGCUGUUUGACUUCUUACCAAACAUUAUUUGAAAUGUAUACAAACUGUGAAGCAAAUACUAUCGAACAAGAAAUCGAAGAACGAGUCGCUGAUGUUUUGCCAAAAAAGUUUGUAGACAAUGAUUAUAGUUUAACAUUAUUAGGAAGUCAAACCCAGAACUAUAUAGCAGGAUAUAUUGUAAAAAAGUUGAAUUCUGUCUUGUUUAAAAACUGCCGUUUAUGUCUAAAUGAAAUUUGUUCAAAACUGUCAAAUGACCAUCAAUUAAUUCAGGCUAGAGACUAUAAACAUAAUGGUAAUUAUCUACUGAAAUAUCCGAAUUCUAAAUUUUGUAUGUUGGUGCAAAAAGUAAUUAAUAUUAUUUCUCAUAAUUUACCUAAUAUAUGCCAUCAUAAAAAUUUGAAAAAAGAGUUGAUUAAUAUUAUUGAAGAAAAAGUUGAUGUAAAAUACAUAACAUGUCCUGACCAUAAAUUAAUUUUUCCACAAAAAUUUGUUAAUUUUGUGGUAAAAUUAAUGGUACAUAAUUGGUGUACGCAAAUCAAUAGAAUUUUAUCUGGCAAAAUAAAUGUAAAUAAAAAUGAAUCGGAUAAAAUUAAAAUCAAUGCUUUUGAAAGGUACAAAUUGUUUUCUAAAAAAAAAAGGUCCUCUUAA